AUGACAUCACAAGAGCCGUGCCGAAUGUCUGCGCUGCUCCCCCCUCCUGCAGGGGUAAAGGGGGAGCCCCCAGAAUCCCACGCUGGUGAUCCACCCAUCAGUUCCACGGCUAAUGAUGCUCAUGAGUUGAUGGUGAAAGGAUCACUUGUUCCCAGCCGCUUUUUGACAGCCAUUGACCUUCUCUACCCAGAUUAUUUGGAAGCUGCUAGUCGUGCCCUGUGGAUGGAAGUCUGGAACAAGGAUGAAGACAUUACAACUCAAGAAACCCUGGAGCGAGCUGGGGAGGUUGCAGGACUUACUAAGGACCAGCUUGCACACAUUCAGGAGCACAUGACACAAGAGGUGACAAAGAACCGUCUAGAAACGUACACUGAAGAAGCUGUUCAGUAUGGGGCAUUUGGAUUACCUGCUAUAGUUGCCCAUACUGGAGGGGAGCCAAUGCUCUUCUUUGGCUCGGACAGGUUUCCUGUCUUAGCCCAAGAGAUAGGAGAAAAAUGGCUUGGGCCAGAACCUGAUGUACCUCAAACAAGGUUAUAAAAGGCAUGGGAUGUUCAUAUAUUUUCAUGUAUAUGCAGUGUAUAAUAAUGCUAGAAAUUUGGGGAUCUUGCAUAUUCUUACAGACUUGCAAGACUUUUUAUGGGGAAGACUUUGCUUAAAUAAAAUCUUUAAUACUUUUCUCUUGUGGGAAUGUCAGUAGCUUCCAGAGUUAAGUGCUGGUCCAGCCUAGUCUUAGAGAUGUACGAGCCCUCAGACCAACCCUUGCAUGCCGGGAGCCAGGACCAGAAUGAGCCAAACUGCCACCAGGUGGCAGCUCAGGUCACCCAGAGUCACAGUCAGCCUGCUAUUCACUCGCUCACCUGGUUACAACAUCCAUCUUCUGAUAUCCCUGGAACAGUUCUGCUGGGGGAUUUUGCUUUCUGAUCUUUAUCCUUUCUCUUUCAAAAUUGUACAUGUCACCCACAUUGCUCUGCCCUAAUUUUGUAUUUUGUAUCCCCGACCAUCCAAGUGGUUGGGCACCAUUCCUUUCCCCGUCCCAUCCCAAAUCCUUAUCCUGAUCCCUUCCCAGUGCUAUAUAGUCGUAAUGGCUUGGCGCUUUCCCCUGACAGUUCAUUCCUUCCCUUACUUGGUAGUUGAUGUCACAGGCUGCUGUUCCAUAUUUCACUUAACUGGUGAUGGUCUGGUGCCCAUUACUAUGUCACAGCCUUUUAUAAAUUACUGAUAUUUAUUCUAUUGCACGGUUUGGUCCUUAUUAUUCAAUCUCAAGUUUGGCUGUAUCCCUAGGCUACUGCCCUGGUCCUGUACUUAUUCUUUACUUAGUUGUCUAGGGAAUAUGAUGGAUGGUAACCUUCUAGUUUUGCCAAGGAACUUUGCAACAGUAGUAGAGAAACGUCUGAGUAGUGUAACAAACCAAAAAUAUAUCUACAAAAUAAAACAUAUACAAUAUAAAAUAUUCAUUAAGAAAUUCCUCUAAACUUAAUGACAUUCUCAUUAAUAGUUACACACCAAUAUGAUUCAUCUUACACAAAGUACUCCAGCAAUAUGGUAACACUUAAUACCCUGGUCCAACAAUUUUAAUUUUAUACACCAACCACACCUGAUAGCGUAUUUGUCCGACACAGAUAUAUAUAUGAACUAGGAAAUCUGGACUCUCUCUAAGUAACCAACUAAGUAGAACCUCAGUUUACAAACUCAUGCAACCUGAAUAACUACAAUAUAAGGCUUCUCUGGAUAUCUGGUAGGAGUUAAUCCUCAAAAGUCAAUGAUCAGCCCACACUGACGCUCCUCCGAUGAUGGUAAGAUGGCGUCUACUUGUCUGGCCACAUCACUCGCCCCUUGAUACUCUAUCUCUCCACAUUCCUAAUCAAACUAUAAUGACUCAUUUAACCAUACUUCCUUCGUAGGUUAUAUAAAUGAGUUCAUUUUUCCUUCACAAAAUAUUUCCAAACAAUAUAUACAUCGUUCACAAUAAAUCUCCAGCUCUGGGUUCUAGUUUCUUUGGCGGAGUAAUAUCAGCAACACACGACCUCCAAGCUGCCAGCUAUAAGUUUCUUUCAGGAAAAGUACUCUUUACUGCUUUUACAUAACUUUGCCUUUUAGCUAACUUGUUACAACGCUUGUCUCCAUGAAAAUCUCUCCACAGGAGACAAGGAUCAUAACAGUUGGCAUGUGUUUUCCAUGCCCUACCAGAGAUGUCUGUUCCGAGAGGUUCAGGUUCUCUCUACAAGCUGACUCUUCUAGAGUCACCUCAUUUCUGGGUAGAUUACAGGAUUUUGCUCUUCAUUGCGAGAUCUGUAGAUGAGAGUUGUUAACUGCGUCUACUAAACAUAUUGCAUUUGGGCAUGGCCCUAUUCUUUGUACAUGUUGGGCUUUGCAUUCUUACUUAGUGUCUUUGGAUCCUGCAACCGAUUGCUCUAUCUAUGCCAUCUCCCAUAAGGUGUUUAUGGUUGGGCUUAUUAGGUGCUGUGGUUCAUAGACUUAAGGCACAUUUGAGUCUUCGGGUGGGGGUGGGUUGCUGACUGUGUAGGCUGCAGAGCCUACUUUUACCUCUUUCAUUCCCUUGUAUUGUUACGAUGUGCCGAGAGUUCACCUUCCUGGACUUUUAAGGGAGUGAAUGUUGUUCCUGGUCCUUCUAUGGCAGGUGAGGUUGUCUGGAAUUUGGGGUUACUUGAAGGAGUAUUUGGAUACAUUAUGACACUAAUUUGGAUUUUGGACAUAUUUUUUAUUUACGCUCAACUCAAUACGAGUUGGACUAUUGUUAUUCCCUUGCCUAUGGGUGCAUUUCCAAGACUUUUGUGUGGCAUGCACAGACUUGCAGACAAGCCCUUUUUUCAUGGAUACAAGGCAACCUUUUUGUUUUUGCAUGCAGGCACUUUAGAGGAAGGAAGUUUUCCAUAUGUUUCAGGUCUUUCUUGGAGCUCUUCCUUGACAGCAGUCAACUGUGCCCUUUUUGCUGUUGACCUUUAUUGCAUUGCUGGGGUGUGGCAUCCGUCACAUCUAUGAUUAAUGUCAAAGACAGCCCAAUCUGUCUUUGGCAUUAAUUAUAGUUUAGUUUGGAUUGCAGAGAAGGUUUUUCAGGCUUUGGCAGCAGAAGGCUCCUAUUUUCAACCACAUAACAUGUUAUUUUAAGUGAUUGGUAAACCCUGGGUUCAGUUUCUUGCAUGAACAGUGCCCAUGUUCCUUGGAUUCCUGGAUGGGUAGGGGUUCUUGUGAGCUUGAUUGUGAUUGCAUGUGCAAUCACAUGCCAGUUGCAUGUUUCUAUCAACAUCAGAGGCCCGAGACUGUUCAACACGCUUCCACUACACAUAAGGGGCAUAACUGCCCGACCCCUCACAGUGUUCAAGAGAGAAUUUGAUAAGCACCUCUGAAGGAUACCUGAUCAACCAGGUUGUGAUUUACACGUGAGGCCGGGCCGCAGGGACGCUAAGCUCCGGAAGCACCUCCAGGUGAGGUAAGGUACCUUCUUCCCUCUUCCACUGUAGCAGCUGCUCUACUUUCUUCAACUGGUAGUGGGGAGGUCUCAACUUUUCCGUCAGAGCCUCAAACACCAUGUGGAAGGCCUCAACUUGCCUUGCAUGGAACUUGGCCACUUUCUUUGGUUGGCAUCCUUUUGCUGGGGUUGGGACUGUGCAUUACAUGCCCUGCUUCACUUAGGGGGAAUCUUGCAUUGCCAUUUUCCUUUUCUGGCUUUUUGGGGUUCAGUUCCAUGGUGAUUUCCAUUGCUUGAGCUGUUCAUUGAUGCAUCGAACCUCUACUGUUUCUUCAUCUCCCAGCUGUCGCCAUGAAAAUCGGGACGCCUCCUCGGCCACAGUGGGCACAUAUGCUGCAGGAGUUUGCAGUUGUUUGGAUAGCAAUUCAGCACAUUCAACUUCAACAGGGCUUUGCUCUGUCGUUAUUUAGAUUUCUCUGCAGUAGUUUAUUAUCUCAACAGUGGUGAUUCGGUCAUUAUCUUCCAAUGUUUGCACUUUUUCCUGAUAUUCUUAAAAAAGCAAGAGUAACGCCAGUUCAUAAAAGAGGUGAGACAGCUGACGUAAACAAUUACACAGCAACAUUAAGUCUACCUAUACUCUCAAAAAUAUUUGAAAAAAUUAUUUACAAAUGGCUCUAUUCCUACAUUGUGAAACUCAACAUAUUAAAUCCCUGCCAGUAUGGCUUGUGUGCCCAAAAGAGUACCAAUGAUGCCAUUAUAAGUCGGAUUCAUAUAAUCUACACAGCCCUCGACAAAAAUGAGUUCGCACUAACCCAGCCAGCAGCCCUAGGGCAUUAUGGGAAUUUUUUUCCAAGAUGGCUGCCUCUCACUAGAGGUCUCAAGAGUUCAUUUUGUAGACAACCUACCACACACGCAUUUUGAAUGGGUACGAUAUAUGCAAAAGGUGCUUUCUCGGUUGAUGCAAUUUCCCACCGACCGAGUUUUCUCGGUUGGCGCAGCACAGUGGUUAAGGCUGAUUUUCUUCUGGCUGGGACUUCCAGCUGGCAGGUUGUCAAGCCUCACACUCUUCCAUUAAAGCAUUGUCUGAGUUAGGUAAUGGUUUUCUUCUCCUCCAUUCUUCUUCACCAUUUUUGGCUAAGAAUAAGACUUAUGUUUUUUGGCUGAGGGUGUAUCAUAUACUCUGUACUGUGUCUGCAAUGAGCCAUUAUUUGUGCACUGUUUAUGCUCUUUGAGUUCAUGCCUUGUUUGUCAACCCUGUGUAUCAUGUCCCCUGUUCCAAAGCAAGCUCUUCUAGGUUAUCCAUAGGGUGGUUCACGUCACGCAGUCUGCUGUGUAUCUUUUCUCAUGAUUUCCUGAAAAUUCACUGCUUUGAUGCUCACAGGUAUAGUUCUUCUGCCUAGGCACCCUUCUGUCAUUUUCUCAUGGAUAAUCCCUGGCUGCAUUUUUCUGUUAGCUAAUAUUUUUUUUUAAGAAAUGCAGGCUGCUUCUAACCAGACAUUGUUGAGUUAGUUCAGGGAGCUAUUGAGGGGUCUUUCCCAAUAAUCGUGUUGAAUGUAACAAAAUCCCUUUUUCUGGUGGGGCCCUGAGUAGCUUCUUGUUUUGGCCCUGUUUCUAUCUUUCACGUGGCGUGGAAGGGUUUGAUCUGGGUGGGUCGUGCGCAAGGAGGUAGGCUGACUGGGACCUCAGGUGACCUAGACAGCAACCUGGUGGUGAUCAGAUGCAUCACGGAAGAGUCUAUGCAAUUGUCGCUGGCUUCAUUACCAUCGGGUGCCAAAUUCUCUUCAAGCAGUUGCUUGUUUUGUUGCACUUCAGCUUUCUGUAGAGAACCAUAUUCUAGGCCUGACUUCCUAUAGGCAAAGGUGGGUCUCUGACAUUUGGUGCAUUUUCCUAAAGUUUGCUUAGGGAGGUACCUUAAGGAGGUCAGCACUUUCCUCGGAGGUACGUAACGUAACGGUAAAUGAUCAGGAGAGGACAUUUCAUUACACUGAAGGCUUGAUUAUUUAUAUACUUACCAACACUGCCUUGUAAAUUUUAAUUGUGCAAAUGUUUUAUGAUUUCUUAUUCUACAAAGAUAUGCCAAAUUAAAAGCUGUAUAUUUUAGCAAAAUAAAAGUUGAAAAUA
Molecule: messenger RNA, 5548 nt
Organism: Procambarus clarkii (red swamp crayfish)
Lineage: Eukaryota; Metazoa; Arthropoda; Malacostraca; Decapoda; Cambaridae
Source: RefSeq, a predicted model, not a curated record